Molecule: messenger RNA, 2950 nt
Organism: Anoplophora glabripennis (Asian longhorned beetle)
Lineage: Eukaryota; Metazoa; Arthropoda; Insecta; Coleoptera; Cerambycidae
Product: glutamate receptor ionotropic, kainate 2-like
Exons: 12
Coding region: 84-2894 (936 amino acids)
Biological process (GO): modulation of chemical synaptic transmission; monoatomic ion transport; synaptic transmission, glutamatergic
Cellular component (GO): plasma membrane; postsynaptic membrane
Molecular function (GO): glutamate-gated receptor activity; transmitter-gated monoatomic ion channel activity involved in regulation of postsynaptic membrane potential
Source: RefSeq, a predicted model, not a curated record
UACUGCUAUUAUUAUUCUAUACAACACCAAGUGAUUAUCGUUAUGUAGCCAGAUAGUUUGCCCUAACCGCCAUUGUGGAAAAAAUGUUUUUGAAUUGGACACUAAUUUCUGUGUUAAUUGGAUACGUGUUUAGUGAAAGCGUUAACUUCGCUGGCCUUUUCGAUCAAAACGAAUCUCACGAAAAAGCCUUUCGCUAUGCCGUUGAAAGAGUCAACAGGAAUGUCCAAGAAGGUGAGUUCACCCUGGUGCCCCUGGUGACCAGUAGUGUAUCAGAAGACCAGCCUUUUCCAACCCAGCAACAUGCCUGCUUCCUCUUGAGCCAAGGAGUGGUUAGCAUUUUUGGUCCCAGACAUCCUGUCGAUAUAGAGGCAGUACAGUCUGUGUGCGACGCCAAAGAAAUACCCCAUAUCAUCACCAGGUGGAACUAUUUUCCUUUGAGAGAUAGCACGGAAAUCAAUUUUUAUCCCCACCCUUCUAUGCUCUCCACCGCGUACUUUGAUAUUAUUAUGGCUUUGGAAUGGAAAACUUUCACUGUGUUAUAUGAAGAUGAUGAAGGGCUGCUGAGGGUACUGGAUUUGAUCAAGAUGGCCAAGGACGAAGGUUUAUUGGUUACUGUUAUACAGUUGGAUAGGUAUCAUUCAGGAAAUUAUAGAACAGUUUUGAAGGAUGUGAAACUAAGUGGGCAGAAAUAUUUUGUCGUAGACUGUGAAAUAGAGCAUCUGAAAGAAGUUUUGCUACAAUUUCAGCAAGUUGGACUUAUGAAUCAGGACUAUCAUUACUUCAUUACAAAUCUAGAUGCACAUACGGAAGAUCUAAUGCCUUUUCUAUAUGCAGAAAGCAAUAUUACUGGGAUUAGAAUCAUAAACCCCGACAAGGAACUGAUACAGAAAAUCAGCCAAGAACUAUUCGCUGACGACGAAAAUGCCAUUCCUGAAAUUGUGGCGUGGAAUUUGAAGACUGAAACAGCUUUGAUUAUAGAUGCCGUUCAUAUGUUUUCAACUGUCUUGAGUGACGUAAAGAAACAAAGUUCUAUGCCAAUAAUCAACAAUAAUAAUAUUCUACAAUGCAAUGAUACUAGCAGUUGGGAGCAAGGUUACACUAUUGUUAACUUAUUGAAAACUAGUUCCCAUGAAGGUCUGACGGGUUUGAUCAAAUUCAACACAGAAGGGUUCCGAAGCGAUUUCCAGUUAGACUUAUUCGAAUUAAGGGAAGGAGGGAUAACAGACAUCGGCACGUGGAAUACGUCUAAUGGUCUUUCAGUUACCAAAAAAUCAGUAGAGCAACCAGUACCUGAUGGUGAUAGUUUGAAGAAUAAAACUUUUAUAGUUAUUACAACAUUAACAGAUCCUUAUGGGAUGCUCAAGGAAACCUACGAAACUCUAACAGGAAAUGACAGAUUUGAGGGUUUUGGUAUCGACCUAAUUAAAAAAUUAUCUGAAAUGGAGGGCUUUAAUUACACCUUCAUAUUGAGAGAAGACAAACAGAACGGAGCAAAAGAUCCGAAACCACCACACCGAUGGUCUGGAAUGAUUGGAGACCUUCUCGAAUAUAGAGCGGAUCUGGCCAUAACAGAUUUCACUAUUACCUCUGACAGGGAGGAAGCCGUAGAUUUCACAGUACCUUUCAUGAACUUGGGAAUAAGCGUCCUCUUCAGGAAACCUUUCACCGCACCACCAAGUUUCUUCUCCUUCGCCGACCCUUUCGCGCUGGAUGUGUGGGUAGCCUUGGCCGGCGUUUUCUUUUUGGUAAGCUUUUCCCUCUUCGUCAUUGGAAGGCUUUGUCCGGAUGAAUGGACCAACCCGUAUCCUUGUGUGGAAGAUCCACAAUAUCUGAUAAACCAGUUCAGCAUGUCGAACUCGAUCUGGUUCGUCACUGGCAGUCUUAUGUGUCAAGGCUCCGAAAUUGCGCCAAUAGCAGUUUCCACUAGAAUGGUGGCAGGAGCGUGGUGGUUCUUCUGCCUGUUGAUCGUGGCUUCCUAUACCGCUAACCUUGCUGCUUUCUUAGCAACGGAAAAUCCAGUAGAGUUGUUCAAAGACGUACAUAGUCUAUACGAAAAUGCUCCCCUUCAUAACAUCAAAUUUGGAGCCAAAAAGAACGGUGCAACUGAGAAAUUUUUUAUGAAUGCAGAAGAUGGCAUCUUCCAAAAAAUUGGACAGUACAUGAAAGACCAUCCAGAAGAACAAGUGAAGGAAAAUGAUGAGGGCGUGAGGAGAGCGGAAAAAGAAUUAUACGCUCUUUUCAUGGAAUCCACGUCUAUUGAAUACACCACCCAAAGACACUGCGACCUACAGCAGUAUGGUGGACUACUCGACGAUAAAGGAUAUGGAAUUGCAAUGCGAAAAGAGUCUCCAUACAGGAAACGUCUUAGUACCGCCAUUCUGAAAUUGCAAGCAUCAGGUGUCAUAGAGGAUCUUAAGAGAAGAUGGUGGGAAGAACGAAGAGGAGGCGGACAGUGUUCUGGUACUACUGAGUCUGCCGAAGCCACCCCUCUGGGACUCAAAAACGUAGAAGGCUGCUUCUGGGUGACGAUUUAUGGAACAAUUUUAGCAUUCUUAUUCGUUAUUAUCGAGCACUUGAUUUACGUUCUGAAAGUCAGCAGAAAAGCCAAGAUAUCUUACUUUCAAGCGUUCACUCAAGAAUUCAAGUUCUUCUUGGAUUUCAAUAGCAAUGUGAAGCCUGUUCUUAGCAAGUCAUCUUUGGAUAAGUCAGAAUCCGAGGAUGCCAAAACAAAGUCGAAGUCCAGGUCCACAUCUAGGUCUCCGCCUCCUUCGAAAUCGAAGACGAAGUCUUUGAAAGAAAGUCUGAAUUCCAAGAGUAAUGGAACCAUAAGGUCGGGAUAUCCAUAUGGGUUUAUCGUACCGUCUUCUGGUGAAAGGUUGGAUGAAACACAAUAGAAUUUUGUUGGUAAUAAUUGUCCAAAAUGUGCGUUUGUUACAUUCACAAUAAUAAG